AUGCACCCUGGUUCCCCAACAGGCAGGCCAAGUGCUCCCCCCAGUGAAUCCCCGAGCAGCAGCCCCAGCAGAAUCCCAACAGGAGCACCAAGCACCUCACCGAGCUCCACUCCCAGUGACAACCCCACUGGCAUACCAACAGGGGCACCGAGCACGAGCCCAAGCUCAAGUCCAAGUUCUUCUCCAAGUGGCAGUCCUACAGGAACACCCAGUGCGGGCCCCAGUGCCAGCCCUAGUUUUUUCCCAAGCACCAGUCCAACCGGUACACCCAGCACUAGCCCAAGUGCCAGUCCAAGUGCAGAGCCCAGCCACAGCCCAACUGGCGUUCCAAGUGCUGGUCCGAGUGCAAGUCCCAGUUCAAUUCCUACUGGAUCCCCCAGUGGCAGUCCAAGCUCCAGACCCAGUGCUGCACCUAGCAAGAAUCCCACUGGUUCUCCCAGUGUUAGUCCCAGUAUGCAACCCAGCAUAAGCCCAACGGGCAAUCCAAGCCAGGCACCCAGUGAAAGCCCAAGCUCUAGCCCAAGUGGUUCACCUACGUCCAAUCCAAGUUUUGGCCCAAGUGGCUCUCCCAGUUUGUCACCCUCAGGCAGUCCUACAUCAGAUCCAAUCACCAGUCCAAGCAAUGAACCCAGUACAACACCAAGUACCAAACCCACCACAGCCCAAGUGAAAGCCCAGUCACCGCCUGUCAAAUCCCACCUCAGGACCCAGCUCCUUCCAGUACCCUCCCAGUUUAUCACCGAGCCGGACCUACUCCGUACAAGUGUUCACCAAGUCUGGGUUCCCACGCAAGCCCAAGCAUCAGCCCAACAGCAACCCGAGUAUUAUGCCCAGCAUUGGGCCACCAACGCACCGAGUGCAAGUCCCAGUCGAACUCCCAGCAUCUCACCAAGCCGGGCACCCACAUAG
Seminavis robusta is the source of this 909-nucleotide messenger RNA. Lineage: Eukaryota; Bacillariophyta; Bacillariophyceae; Naviculales; Naviculaceae. The record is from the annotation of a GenBank genome assembly.